AUGAAGAAGAAAAACGCUGCUUUGUUCGAGUUGCCACCUAAGUGCCCAGCACUAGCUGAUAAGAUCAGUGGUAUCUUCGGUUGGCGGCACACUUAUCAGGUGCACCAGCGCCAGAAGGGAAUACCUCAUGGCAAUCAGUACAUAUGCAAGAGUUACUCGCUUAAUCUGCCCCGGAAGGGUGGGGUCAGUGUUGAUGGCUGUGGUAGGCAGCUGUCAGAGAUGACGGUUUUUGCUACAUUACCAUCAGGUAUCGUUAGAAGCAGCAGCAGCGACCGAAGGCAGAUAUACCCAAAAUCGGACCCACCUACCUUCGAAAGAGUAAGCAAUCCAGACUCAUGGGUUGUGGUGCACCAUUUGCAGUCACAGUCGGGAAUCCUGGACCCAGAAGACUAUAUCAGAGAUGUGGCGGAUGAUCGUGAGGAAAUCAUUGCCAGCUAUGAGGACGCCGCUGGUCCCGACCCGGGCGUGCAACAAGGAGGUGGCGAUGGAGCUAGUGGUAGCUCUGUUGGCACAGGAAGUCCAGACAUUUUUCAAGUUGGUGGUGGAAGCGGCGAACCAAUUAUUGCUGUAGAAGGAUCUGGAGUAACAGGAGUUGGUGAUGGAGUUGAAAGAGGAGGAAGACUGGCGGUAGGCAAUAGUAAUGUGGGAGGAACGAAUGGUAUUGUUGGCGCAGAAAAGCACGUCGUCAAUGUGACUGAUGCGUCUCAAUCAAAUUGCGCUGGCAGUGUUGGUUUGACGGUGACUUCAAGCUCAUCUGGAACGCACAUUUCUACGAUCAACUGCUCGUCUGGUGUUUCUUCAAGUGCUUGUGGUGGUGCUGGAUCAUGCAUCGAGGUAUCUGCCAACGAGACUUCUCUCUUGGGGCUCGGUUUGCAGGUUCGUCGCGGUAGUGAACCAUCAUUACACCAGAUUAAUGUCACCGAUCAGCGAAGUCCGCUGUACAACUUGAACUCUAACGGCCACGAUCAAGAGACGACCAAGCGGUGGUCAGCUGCUCCUGUGUGUCGCAGUGACGAUGCGUCAUCCCAUCUGUCAGCCACCGGUGGUUCCUACUUAGUGUCCCCUGAAUGGAACGUGCCAGAGGAAGAUUCGUCAAACUCUUCGCCACCACCGCCACAGCCAUCUUUCAAUCGAUCUGGUCGACUGUCGAUGCAGUUUCUCGGGACGGAGGCAACUGCCAGUGGCUACCGGUGGAUAGAGGCAGCCGAAAAGGCGGCAAACAAUAACUACCAGCAUCACCAGCUUCAGUCAUCUCCAUCCUAUCAUUAUCAGCAAACGCAGCAACAUUAUCAUCAUCAGCACCAACAAAACUACAGUCAUCCAGCGCUUGACAAUUGCAAUGGCGGCAGCAGUGUUAAUAACUGUUUUAGUUCCAAAUCGUUGCCGCGCGAGUCAACGCGCAAGGAGCCGCUUGGCCAAGCGAAAGCAUCCGUCUACGAUUCAAUGCGAGAAAAGGAAAGUGAAAUGCUACUGGUAGUGAAUGAAGCGGGUGGCCCGCUUGGAUUGACGGCGAUUCCGGACACGGAGCGCGGAGGACUACUGGUACAGAGUGUGGAGCCAGGUAGUCGGGCAGAACGCGGACGGUUGCGACGCGGAGAUCGCAUACUGGAAAUCAAUAGUACCAAACUUGUCGGGCUUCCGGAAGGUUCUGUGCAAGAGCAUCUUCGGAAGAGCCUUGCCUCGACUGAGCUACGCUUGCGGGUGGUACGAAACAAGAUUGGCCAAAGAGAAGGGUCUGAUAGAAGUGGUGGUGGAGAAAUUGGUUCGUUUGGAACAUUCGGCCGGCUGGUGACCGGUAGCAGUGGAUCACGGUAUCAACGACGAAUGAAUAACAGCAGCGAGAGAGAGGCUGCUAAAUCACAAAUGAUCGACACAACUGAUGAGCCAGUGGCAACAAAGGUAGCAACAGUAUCGCCGAACCGAAAGACACCGGGUAGUGGCCAAUCCACUGCUACGGUUAGCUUACUACAAGCCGCGAAUACCCGCAAGCUCGGCAAACGUAUCGAAAUCACGCUUACCAAGGGGGACCACGGGCUUGGUUUCUCGGUAACAACACGUGAUAAUCCGGCCGGUGGUCACUGUCCGAUCUAUAUUAAAAACAUCCUGCCAAAGGGGGCUGCCGUUGAGGAUGGACGCCUCAAGUCUGGCGAUCGCCUGCUCGAGGUUGAAGGCGUCCCUAUGACGGGUAAAUCUCAGACGGAAGUCGUAUCGAUACUUCGUGGCAUACCGCACGGAGCUACUCUUACGUUCGUUGUAUCUCGCCAACAAGAGUUAGCAGUUGAUUGUAAGGAGCGUGAAAUUGGCUUCAGCAUUGAAACUGAACCAAAGAAUUCACCGCCAAAACCGCCAGCGCCAGUGAUGCCAAAAUCGUCGCUGAAACAACACUCAACCUCUGUGGCACGAGUUGGAGAAGUGAACGGUGCUGGUAGAGGCAGUAACAACAGCGUUUCCAACUCUUUCGAUGCUACCGCAGAGCGAAGCACCCGAGGAAGCAAUUAUCGAUCGCUACCGAAGCUUGGCGCCGGAGCUAGCGCAGCGUCUUCUACGGCGUCACACAAAACCCCGACUGUACAGAAACGACCAUUGGCCUCUAUUCUCAAAUCGGCCUCCACCAAUCAGGUAGCCGAGCUACUGCAGCAACAACAAGAGUCGCUACUUGGCGAUAUUGGAGAAAAUGGCAACGGCAGUGGCAAAGGAAAUAUGACAGUCUGUGCCAACACUAAUGGGUAUUUCGGCAAUGGGUCAUUGGUCGGAGCGGCGUGGAAAAACCGUGAAAUUCUAACGCUUCACAUCCCUGUGCACGACACAGAAAAAGCGGGACUAGGUGUGAGCGUUAAAGGAAAGACAGGCUCGUCUGGAAGUGGCAGCGUGGGUAACAGUAGUAACAGCAAUAGCUCAACAACGAAUGGCAACAAUCGAACGGACGGUGAUCUUGGAAUCUUUGUAAAGAGUGUCCUACACGGGGGAGCCGCUAGCCGAGAUGGUCGUCUCAAGAUGAACGAUCAGUUGAUGAGCGUGAAUGGCGUUUCUCUUCUUGGUCAAUCAAACGCCGAAGCAAUGGAUACGCUUCGGCGUGCAAUGCUGCAAUCUGGUGGUAGCUAUCCAGGGAAGAUUAUUUUGACUGUAGCGCGACGCAUCGGACGCCCAGUAAGCACUGGUGAACUUCUCGAUGCGAUGGAGUUUCGCACGAUGGUCAGCAACAAUGAGCAACUAGAAUCUGGCAAUGGGGGUACUACAGUUAUCUACCUUAGCCAGGACAACCAGCAUCAGCCUCAAAAGAAUUCGUCUGAUGAGAAGCAACAAGCAAAACGCUACAGUAAUCCAGUUCUCGAUAGGUUAACGGGCGGUGUUGGCUCUGGAGAUGGCGUAGGAGUCGACAGCACCAACCAAAGUUUGAUGCAAAAACAGAACUACCAACCAUUGCAUUUGGGCAGCUUAAAUAGUGUCAAUGGUAGUCACAAUACUCCGUAUAAUCAUUCUUCGCUGAACCAAAGAGUGCUGCUACAUAGAGGUGCAGGUGCAGGAGCACUUCGGAACGAAAGCUACUAUAUGGCGACCAACGACCAUUGGAGUACAACCUCUUCCGCUACUAGUCUCAAUGGAAGUAACGCAGCGGUACUUAUUGAAGAAGAUCCGGAACCUAAUUCGCCCACCUUCCAAUUGAUGAUCGGUCGGGCAAAUGUGGAAGGUGGUGGAAAAACUCCUGCUGGCGACGGAAGUACAUCCACACCAAUCGGUAGUAGUGCUGGAACGAAGGGAGAUACAACUUAUGCCAGCCAAUUAUCUCUUGAGACAAACCCGCCGACGGCCGAUGCUUUUAGUCGCGAUGCGAUCGGCCGUCGUUCAAUGUCGGAGAAGCAUCACGCGGCGAUGGAUGCACGCGAAACUGGAACCUAUCAACGUAAUAAGAAAUUACGAGAGGAGCGUGAAAGAGAUAGCCAGUUGCUGCUGAUCGGCAGCGGUACCGGUGGAAGUGGAUCGAUGGAAUCAAUCUCUCAUGUGGCACGAAUGAACGGUUUGAAAUAUAGUGGUGCAGUUGGAGGCACAGUCGGUUUGAAUUCGAUAGUUACGACUGUAACAUCCGCUGCACAUCAACAACAACAGCAUCAGGCCCUAUAUGCCGAGGCCCAGGAUCAGCUAAGCGAUCUUGGUCCAUCGCUCGGUAUGAAGAAAUCUUCUAGCCUCGAGUCCCUGCAGACUAUGGUGCAGGAGAUACAGAUGGCAGACGAACCACGAGGACCAAAUGCGUUGCGUACACCGCGAGGCCGUGGACGCGAGGAGAUUUUACGGGCUGUAGUCGAGCAACCCCCCGAAACGCAAGCCAAGAAGCACUGGCUACUGGAGGACGCAUCGAUGGCCAUUUCCACCGUCGGUGUGGAGCAUCCAGAUGGUGGUUUUGCGGUUACGCGCAACAGUCCCUUCCAAUCGUCGUUGAACGAUGGCAAAGGGGUGAAACUGCGAACGAAAAAGGGUGGUGGUUUGCUCCGCGGUAUCGGCCACAUGUUCCGCUUUGGCAAACACCGCAAGGAUGGCAUCAUGCCCAGCAGUGCUACCAACGAUGUAAUUGUUGUCGAUUACACAGGUUCUACGCCCUCGUCGGCUUCAACUGCUUGGAAUGGAGCAGGAAAAAGUGGAUGUGCUGGAAGUAAUAACAUUCCCAUUAAUGUAGCGGAUGUGGGUAGCAGUGGUGGAUCAAAGGGAAUAGGUGGUGCGAAUGUCGGAAAUAAUGGAAGCAACAACGGUACGGAUACCGGAAUAUCCAGUACUGCGCCAGUUGCUGUUACUUCCCGGUACAUUGUGUACGAGCCGAAUUCGGUGGAACGAUCUGCUUCUUCUGGAAUCAUGUACGGUCAUCAGCCACCACACUAUCAACCUCCUCCCCCGCCACCCGUAGGGACCACAACUUCUAUCCAUCACACGGACGUAUUUAACCAUCGUUAUUCGCACUACGUAAAUUACGAGGAACUUCAACAACAGAUCAGUCGACGACAUCAUCACUACCACUCGCAGCGUUCGGCUCGCAACAAUCCGCUUUUUGAUGACCAACAACAACUGCAAUCUCUUCAUCAUCACAAUGUCGCUAACGCACCGCAGAACCAGAGCCUACCGCAACAAAAGUAUAAGAAUACCCGUCCCGUUUCGAGUUACUACGAUGGUCUUGGUGGAGGCUAUGAAACAAUUCCUUACAAUGGUUCUUUAGCCAUCUCCAAGGGCAGUAAUAAUAAUAGUUGCAGCUCACACCGUAAAGGAGGAUCGUCCAUCAGUAACAACGCUGCACUUACAGUAUCGUCUACCAGUAAUGGCAGUAAACAACAGGAAGGGACAACAAGUAACAAUAAUCAUCGUCAGCACCACCACCAACAACAGCAUCAUACUAGCGACUGGCGUUCUGGGGCAUCUGUAGCUUCAACAACCACCACUGCACCCGGUGGUACCGGUGGUGGAUCCAUGCGCAAUCUACGUGGACCAUUCGUGACACAGGUGCAAAUACAGAAUCAGAUAUCUUACGAAUAAAGAAGAGUAAUCCGAAGAAACAUUCCUAGACUACCUAACCUAACGACAAAAACCUCUCGGAGAUGUUCUCCAUACGAUCAUUUUCGGCGCAGCUACUUUUCGAUUUGGAUACCGUCUUUACGAAGAGAAGAGAGGAAGCAUUUUCGGUGUAUGAUUCGUAUUUUGAAACAAGCUAACAAAACUGAGCUCAAAAAACAAAUGCGAAUAGUAAGAAAUGUAAUAUGGUCAAACCGGAAAAUUUUUAAAUUUCAAAAUCCAAUUGUUUUCUUCUAUGCCCAUGAUGCCCAUUGACGGGAGCAUUAUAUCAUUCCUCUGUGAAUUUUGUACUUUACUAAUAUUUCUAAGUUUUACAUUGUAAUAUCUAGCACAUUUCUCAACUUAUUAGAACAUGCCUCACUAUCUUAGUGCAGUUAAAUGCAUUAGUUAG
This is a messenger RNA of Anopheles cruzii, 5941 nucleotides long. RefSeq lists its product as uncharacterized. Gene Ontology annotation, molecular function: phosphatidylinositol binding; protein binding. Gene Ontology annotation, biological process: establishment of centrosome localization; establishment of cell polarity; intracellular protein localization. Lineage: Eukaryota; Metazoa; Arthropoda; Insecta; Diptera; Culicidae. The transcript is spliced from 8 exons. Bases 1 to 5514 code for a protein of 1837 amino acids. The record is from RefSeq and is a predicted model, not a curated record. Gene Ontology annotation, cellular component: apical plasma membrane; adherens junction; apical junction complex.